Molecule: messenger RNA, 879 nt
Organism: Papaver somniferum (opium poppy)
Lineage: Eukaryota; Viridiplantae; Streptophyta; Magnoliopsida; Ranunculales; Papaveraceae
Exons: 2
Coding region: 1-879 (292 amino acids)
Source: RefSeq, a predicted model, not a curated record
AUGGCCAUUGGUGAUUUCGAUUCUAUUACUUCUUCAGAAGAAAAAAUAGGUGGCAGGGCAGUUAAUAGAAAAGCAAUGCAAGAUUUUAAUACUUGUUUCGCUAAAUGUGAACUGAUGCAAGCUCAUAAAACUGGUCUACAACAUUCCUGGUCAAAUUGUCAGCAUGAUUGGGGUUACAAACUUGGUCUGAGAAUAGCUUCAGAUCAUGCUCCUUUGCUGGGUGGGAGUGUGAAUAUACCUAAGCCAAAAAACAUUCCUUGGAAAUUUCAUAAAAUGUGGUUAUCUCACUCUAGUUUCAUGGAAGUUGUAUCUCAAAGUUGGAGUGAAGAAGUGAUUGGUGAUCCAGCUUUUGGUUUUCAACAAAAGUUAAAAAAAUUAAGAAACAUUCUUAAAGACUGGAAUUGGAAUGUCUUUGGAAAUGUGCAUUUAAAAUUAAAAGAAGUUGAAGAAGAAGUUCAAAAAGCAAUGCUUUUAUCGGAUUUAAAUCCUGCUGACACUGAAGCCUUAGACAAUCUAGUUGUUGCUGAGAAUAAUUUUAACUCCAAGGAGGUUCAUCUAAGUACAAUGCUUAAACAGAAAGAUAGAACAAAAUGGGUCAAGGAAGGAUCUGCAAAUACAGGUUUCUUUCAUGCAAACUUCAAAAUCAGACAGUCUAGAAACUUCAUAAGUGAGUUGCAAGAUGAAAAUGGUGAUAUUACAACUGAUCAAUCAAAUAUUGCAUCCACUUUAGUUCAGCAUUUCCAACAAAAGUUUCAGUUUAAAGAAGUAGAGCAAGUUGAUUGUCUCCUGGAAGUUAUUCCAAAAGUCAUAACUGAAGAUGAUCAACAAAUGCUUGAUGUUAUUCCAAAUGAAAAAGAGAUAAAAAAAAACAAUUUUUAA